This is a messenger RNA of Etheostoma spectabile (orangethroat darter), 2607 nucleotides long. RefSeq names its product 2-aminoethanethiol (cysteamine) dioxygenase a (gene adoa). Bases 249 to 1040 code for a protein of 263 amino acids. Gene Ontology annotation, molecular function: oxidoreductase activity, acting on single donors with incorporation of molecular oxygen, incorporation of two atoms of oxygen. The record is from RefSeq and is a predicted model, not a curated record. The transcript is spliced from 2 exons. Lineage: Eukaryota; Metazoa; Chordata; Actinopteri; Perciformes; Percidae. Gene Ontology annotation, cellular component: mitochondrion.
GGCGAGUCGGGAGGGAAAUGAGUGGAGGGAGGGAGGCUCUUAUCUCGGUGUAAAAUUAGACAUAACCACAAUGAAUUGUGUGUUGUUUUUAUCGAAGUCGCUCUUUUGUCUUUUUUGAACGUUGACGGCACAGCUCCGGAGGAACGUUGGGGACAUUGGAGGACUGGCGAGGCGUUUUAACGCCGACUUUACUGGCGUCGGAACAUUCCCGACACACCGAUAACGGUUAAUUUUUUUCCGCAGCCAGAAUGCCGCGGGACAACAAAACUCCUCUUAUCCAGAAAAUAGCAAAGCAAGCCUACAUCACUUUUAAAUGUUUAAAAACAGCCAACGGGGAUAAUAAACUCGUUGCGGACCAACAUAAUGAACUAAUCUCCUUAAUGACCGCGGUCAGGGCUGCUGACCUGAGAAUUGCUCCCCGGAAAACCAAAAAGAGCACCGGGGUAGCGGAGCUCCACAACCCCCCGGUCACCUACAUGCACAUCUGCGAGACGGAGGUGUUCAGCAUGGGGGUGUUCCUGCUGAGGACCGGCGCCUCCAUACCGCUGCACGACCACCCGGGCAUGAACGGGAUGCUGAAGGUUCUCUACGGGAAGGUGAGCGUCCGCUGUUUUGAUAAGCUGGAGGACCCACUGACAGGUGGCACCGUCCCACCUGAUUUCGAGCCUGCGUUGGCCCCAUCCCAGACGAACUCCCAGUGGCGCUCCGUGCUCCGCUCCGUCGUUGAGUACUCAGAGAACAGCGGACCGUGCCUUCUUACUCCUCUGCGGGAUAACCUCCACCAGAUCGACACGGUGGAGGGGCCGGCUGCUUUCCUGGAUAUCCUGGCACCUCCGUACAAUCCAGACGACGGGCGGGACUGUCACUAUUACAAAGUCCUGCAGACUGUGGCAGAGGGGGACAUGGAUGAAAAGAGCAACGAGGAGCAGCAGGGAGAGGAGAAGGAGAAAGAAGACGUGGCGUGGCUGCUAGAAAUCCCUCAGCCAGAGGACUUCUGGUGUGGUGGGGAACCCUACCCAGGCCCUGCAGUUUCUUUCUGAAUGAAACCUCCGAUCAGAGGAACUAUUCUGCCAUAUAUGACAAUGAUACAAUAGUCACAUCCUUCCAUCCACAAGGGGAGACUUAGUUUUUACCUGGGACUCAAACGCCUUGCUCAGGGAUGCUACAGCAGGGCAGAGGCUUAUAAUAACAAGGACUUCAACUCUGACACCCUACAGAGAAUAGGGACCAAGGAACUGCCUUCCACAAAUUGACAAUAAUCUCAUCAGUACUGAGAUAAGAGUUGACACAAGGAAUAUGCAUCCUAAUAUGGUAUAUUUUCUUUGGACCGUUAUGUUGCCUUGUACACACAUGAAUGUCUUUAGCCAAACGUUCUGUAAAUGGCGAGGUGUCAUUAGGAUCUUUAUCUGUCAAUCUUGGAAAGCCUUUUACACAUUUUUUCACUCUGCUACAGAGGACUUUCACAUUGUGACGUGUCUUAAUGCCAAAUACUGGGGCUCAACACUGACCUGCCUUAUUUGUGAAGAUGGAAUGUAUAAUUAUUUAGAGUAUUUCUACUGUACGCACUCAUUUCUAUUUCCAAAGUGCACACACUACAUUAUAUAGUCUACUUUAAUUGUAUUUUGUUUUUAACUUAUUCCAGAUAACAUUGUUCCUACACAGCUCUGGUCAGUUAAGGGACAAAAAGAUGAUGUUUAACUACUUCUUCAUAUUCUGUGAUGUAUUAUACUGUCAUUUCACUUCAUCCACAGUGGUAUGGCCUAUAUAAUGCAUCAUAUUCAAACCCAGUCCAAAACAUCAUCUACAUAAAUAUAUAUUUUAAAAUGAUAGCUGUGUUAGAACACAAAGGUCCCAUGGCAUGAAAAUUUUACUAUGAGGUUUUUUAAUAUUAAUAUGAGUUACCCCAGCCUGCCUAUGGCCCCCCCAGAGAGAGUUCAUGGCUUUCCAACACGUAAAAUGGCAGUUGGUCAAGGCCACUCUCCCAGCCUCCACCUUGCCUCCACCUUGCCCCCCCCAAAAGUUACAGACUCAGAAAUGGCACAUACUAAGGAAAGCUCAUUGUGGGACUGGCUCCAGUGGCUGUAAUUCUGCACGCAGGCAGAAUUUUGGGAAAUGCGUUAGAUACAGUAUUAGGGACCACUAAAGUCUAUGUAAAAGAGACUUCAGAUACAGUAUUAGGGGACCACUAAGGUCUAUAUAAAAGAAACUUCAGAUACAGUAUUAGGGACCACUAAAGUCUAUGUAAAAGAGACUUCAGAUACAGUAUUAGGGGACCACUAAAGUCUAUAUAAAAGCAUCCAAAGAGCACAUGUCAUGGGACCUUUAAACAUGUUAUAAAGCCUUUACACUUACACUUUUACAUGUAGCUUUAAAAACCUUAUAUCCUUCUAAUCUGUAUGUUACAUUACUAUAGCUUAUUUUUGUAGCUAAACAGCUCCUUUGGCCUAUAUUAGACUUCACACUGGUCUAUGUACAAGUUUGGCUCUUGUUGUAUUUCGACAAGGUUCUGGGGCCUUUUACGUUCCUGCAGUCGAAACACGGCUACAGAUUCAGAUGUUGAAUGUAUGUGGGACAAUAAAAUAGAUGGGAAUAAUCAUGGAACAUCUA